UAUGACUUACAUCAUAAUGGGUCUGAAGUACUGGUCAGGACAGUGACUUGGUGAGGAGACAGACUCUCAAAUGUUCUUGAAUGUACUAAUUUGAUUCUUUGUCAUUAUCAGCUGACUGUCUGGCUACAGAAUUGCAGGGAGAAAGUUACCGGAUUUGAAUCACUCUCCAAAGAGUUGAACCAUGAAACAGAAACCAACAAGGAGGUGUGGAAAGAACAUACUCCUCUAGGCUUGCAAAGAUGUCAGGAGAAACUUCAAAAUCACAUGAAUAUGAUCUACCAUCAGUGGGCUCUUUGGAGUCCAAUGUCCUGAACCCUGAGGGAGGAGAGGUGGCCUCUGAAUUAGAAUACGUCUCCUGGGAGUCCCCUUUCUGUGCUCCCUUCUUUGCUGAUUCCUGGUCAUCUCAGGAGGAUGGUUCUCAGCCGGAGUCAUUCGUGAUGGUCCCAGCCUCUCGUCAUAUAAUAGGAGAAGCUUCCUCUGCCUCCACAGGAUAUUUCUCUCGUGUCUCCUCCGACAGCGAGCUUGGCUCUUCUGAUGAGGAUGGAAUCAAACAAUCAUAUCAAGAUGUUUCUUGUCUUGAAUCCACUGAGAUGCCUCCAGUCCUGGAUUUGGAACAAGGAGAGACUUCGUCACCUUUCCCACAAGUCUCUCUUCCAGUUAAUUUGGUUAAUAGUAAUAAGUCAUUUAUGUCAUCAGUACCUACAAAAAAGAAAAGAGUCAUGGAAAUUUACUACAUGCAGGUUCAAAUGGAAAAGGAUGUGGCUCCCUUACAGGAUAUAGAGGAAGGACUGGAGCCCCCCGAAAAGAAGAUACAGAUGGAAGAAAUUACCUGUCCUGAAGAAACCCAUGAGACAUUCACCCCCUCUCAAGUGACCACAAAGGAGCUCCUGCCUGACAGAGAAUCCGGUUUGGAUAUCCAAGUCAGAGAUGGAAGGGAGAGGGCUGAAGGUCCAGCAGAACCUCAAGCUUUGGAGGAAUGUUCCAAAGCCAAGACACCUGAAGGGCUGGCAGACCUGGGCAGUGGCUUCCAGUGCGUGAGCUGCUACCGGAUCUUCCCCAGCUUAGAGGCCCUUCAGAAGCACGUGGAACAUGCAUCCAGUGAGGGCUUUAUCUGCCAUACUUUCCAUGUUGCCUUGGCUUACCUAAAGAGAAAGCGGAACAGAAAAGGGAAGAACAGGAGGAGGAAGAAUAUCAAGACGGCAACAUCUGAUCGCCACCAAGAAAAACACGUUGGCAUGGAGACAUACUCAUGCAAUAACACUGAUUCUCAGGCCUAAAAAGAGAGGAAAUGAAGGAGGCCAACCUCUACUGAGGAGGCUUCAUCUCUAAGCAGCCACAGUACCUGUCUUUGUUUAUGCAUCUUUGUUAGCACACCACCCAAAGAGCAGAGAACCCAUUCUAAUAUUAUCCACUGCUCUCUUGAGGAGAGGGGAGAGGAUGGCAGAUAUCACCAUACAGAAGAGCAAGAUGUCCUUAUGCAAACUAAAGACAAAUGAACAGCAGUAUAUCUUCUCCACCACUACAAGUGAGAAAAGGACGAAAGUGAAACUGCUAUGGACUAGAUCACAGAAGGGGUGAGAACUGGAGGGUGACACAAACCCGGUGGCCCGAAGAUUUCAAACGAUGAUGUCCAGCACAUUCCCAUGAUCUCAUGAGAGCCCAGCAGCCCCUGUGAACACCACAGCAUCAAGAAAGCAACAUCCUGAGUUUUGGAACAAGGUAAAGAAGACUGGAAGAGGGACAUAAAGAGACAAAUGGGGAAUGACCAAUACAUCUGUAAAUCGAAGCUUUUUAACCUGAAGAUCUCAAAGUUCCUUUCUGCUUAGUAGUUCUGCCUGACUCUUACCUGUAGCUCUUUGCCACACCUCAAAUAUAUUUGUGCAAUUUUA
This is a messenger RNA of Odocoileus virginianus texanus, 1889 nucleotides long. RefSeq names its product protein FAM170A-like. Gene Ontology annotation, cellular component: nucleus. Gene Ontology annotation, biological process: fertilization. NCBI's taxonomy places the organism in Eukaryota, Metazoa, Chordata, Mammalia, Artiodactyla, Cervidae. The record is from RefSeq and is a predicted model, not a curated record.